AUGCGUAGGGCAGAUGCCAAGUCCCUCCUCGGGAUGCCGAAGCAGCCCUCUCGAAAAUUCCCGGCCAAUGAGGGCCACAGUGCUUAUCUGGACUUGGCAAUCCCCGGACCGCGUGGUCAGUACGGAUGGACAUAUGGUCAUCUUUCGCAGGUUGUCACCCCAUGCGUUCUUCAUGGUCAUCCGUGA
This is a messenger RNA of Penicillium waksmanii, 186 nucleotides long. RefSeq lists its product as uncharacterized. The transcript has a single exon. The record is from RefSeq and is a predicted model, not a curated record. The coding region runs from base 1 to 186 and encodes 61 amino acids. NCBI's taxonomy places the organism in Eukaryota, Fungi, Ascomycota, Eurotiomycetes, Eurotiales, Aspergillaceae.